AGAGAGCGUAUUGCGGUGGAUAUGGAGUGGGCCGGGAGCUGCUGGCUGCCUGCCUCAGGACUCCUGCUGCUCCUGCCCCUGCUGCUCCUGUCAGAGGAACCGCUGUCGCCGCUCCCGCUGCUGCUCCUGUUGCCGCUGCUGUUCGUCCUGAUCUGGUUAUACCGCCUUCUCUUCGUUCCCCUGGAGCUCUUCCGGGAGCUGCACGAUGUAGGCUACACCCCCGACCCCGGCGUUAGUCGCCGCCACAAGGCCAACGAAGUGAGGCGGAGGCGCAAGCGAGGAGAGCUACCCCCGGUCUACCCGAAUGGCUGGUACCGACUCCUGGACUCCCGCCAGCUGCCGGUUGCUCAUGUGAAAAAUGUCACCAUCUUCGGUGAGCAGGUGGCUGUUUACCGGGGCCAGGACGGGACAGCUUACGUGGUCGAUGCAUAUUGCCCCCACCUGGGCGCCAACCUGGCUGUGGGGGGCCGGGUGAUUGGCAACUGCAUCGAAUGUCCAUUCCACGGCUGGCAAUUCCGUGGUGAGGACGGGAAGUGCACGGAGAUACCAUAUGUAGAGAAAGUGCCGGACUUUGCCAAGAUUAAGACGUGGCCCUGCUGCGAGCUGAAUGGGGCGGUGUACGUGUGGUAUCACUGUGACAGCCUGGACCCUAGCUGGAACAUCCCGGUACAGAACGAGAUCCAGUCCGGAGAGUGGGUGUUCCGUGGCUUCACGGAGCAUUACAUCAACUGCCACAUUCAGGAGAUCCCCGAGAACGCAGCGGACGUGGCCCACCUCACACAUCUCCACAGCCCAGCUAUCCUGAGCGGGACCGACCUCCGGAACACCAGGACCAAGCUCUGGGGCUUCGUGCAGCAUGACUGGAAGGUGCAGUGGAGCCCCGAGGCCGAGCCUGACAAACACUGCUCACGGAUGCUGGUGAACCAUGCUCUGCACAUCCUGGGCUGGCACUGCCCCCUGCUGGACCUGCACGUUACUGCCAGACAGGUGGGGCCUGGUCUGGUCUACUUGCUGUUCAACCACUCGUUCCUGGGCCGAGGAGUCAUCCUGCACUGCGUGACCCCUGUGGAACCCCUGCUGCAACGCGUCAGCCAUUGCAUCUACUACCAGAGCAACAUCCCCGCCAUCAUCCCCAAGUUCCUACUCAAGGGCGAGUGUAUCCAGUUUGAACGGGAUGUCAUGAUCUGGAACAACAAGAAGUAUGUGUCGAAACCUCUGCUGGUGAAGGAGGACGUGGCCAUCGUCCGCCACCGCCGCUGGUACGCCCAGUUCUACACGCAGAACAGCCCCCGGUUCUCAGCCCAAAAGGAUGGCCUGGACUGGUGAGGGCAGGGGCAGACUGAAGUAGAGAUUGCUGAGGGCGCAGCGACUCUCCUAUCUCCGGGUUUUAAGGCAAACUCAGAUCUCCGCACUCACCGCAGAUGGGGCUUCCCCACUCUUCUCGGGGGAGUGAUUCCAUCUGCAUCUUCACAAGAAGUUUUCUAGGACUUGUAUUUACCUGCACUGUAUACACAGAGGCUUGAGUCACCUUUCCUAGCACGGGCCGGAGCAGGGGGACAGACUUACUGACUGGUGGGGCUGCUGCGACCCAGGGAAGGGCCUCUGCUGGAGAGUGGAACUGGGCGGGCUGA
Molecule: messenger RNA, 1631 nt
Organism: Mobula hypostoma (lesser devil ray)
Lineage: Eukaryota; Metazoa; Chordata; Chondrichthyes; Myliobatiformes; Myliobatidae
Product: cholesterol 7-desaturase nvd
Exons: 7
Coding region: 22-1326 (434 amino acids)
Biological process (GO): cholesterol metabolic process
Molecular function (GO): oxidoreductase activity; 2 iron, 2 sulfur cluster binding
Source: RefSeq, a predicted model, not a curated record